UUCAGCACCAGUAGUCUGUUGCGACGUGCCGAUACAGUCGGACGCGAUAGUCCUUCGGACCAAACGUUCGGGUGCGCCUUUCGGAAGUAAGAAGCUUUUAGUUCCACAUCAUCUACCUUCACAGCCGACGGCGUGGAAAGCUCAGACAGAGUGAAGAAGGGUUGUUCGUUUUGAACUCUAUCAGCGCGUAAGCGAGUGAAAAAAGUGGAUCAAGCUGUGAACGUGUGACUGAAUAUCGGAUUAGAUUGACAUAUCACUACAUAUCGUACAAUAGCUCCAGCGGCACCAUGUUUUGGAUUCUGAGAAGAACCGGUGCAGUCAAUUUUUUCAACUCCAUCAACAAUAACUAUGCGGUUAAGGGAGGAUCUGGUUCCAGCAGCAAUGCAGACAAAAACGGCUCCCGGCCACCGCGGAGGGCUUACGGUCGGCUCAGCGUGGAAUCCGACGAUGUUCAAUCGUUUCGACGUGAGGCCGAGCUUAACGACAAUCUGAUUGAUGUGGAUGGAGAAUUAAGCGAAAGCAACUACAGCAACAUCAACAAUAACAACAAUGUCCUGGUGAAAAAUCAGAACAAAGCUGUUGUUGGGAGCACGGCCACGACGACUACCACCACAACGACGAAGACGACGAUGAUAAAUGGCUGUCCAUCGCAUCUGUUUCCGCACGACAACUGCGAAGAAUACGGUGGAUGCGAUGGUGGAGUCUGCGGUGGCGAUGUAAACCGGAAUCAGUCUAACUGCACCGAAACCGACUCGGACCUGGAGCUGGAUGCCACCAUCAAGGAGCAACGGCUCGAGGAGCAAGCCAUUUCGCGACUGCAAGCGAUGGCCCUGUCCGAUGACGACGAGUACGACGAGUCACUGACCUGCAAUGUAUGUGACCGAGCAUUUCACUGUCACCGGCAGUUGGCAUCCCACCAGCAGAAGAAACGACAUUUCGGAUGCAGCGGCUGCGACAGUCUGUUUCCCUCGCUGAUGCUGCUGGAACACCACAAGGAGGAAUUCGAGCACUGGAGUGACUUCGAGGAUGACGGACGGCUUCCGUGCUGUCGGCGAAACCGGCGGGACGAUGACUACACCGACACGGAAACGGGAACUAGCGAUGCGGAAAGCGAGGACCUGGAGCGGUUGCUGUAAGACAGAGGCACACCCGUCCACGUGGAAUGGAAUGAAAGCGAUGGCGACAGAUGGCGGUUUGCCGCGCCACGGCGGAAUUGAUUGAAUGGUGCGGAAGUUGGUCGCAUUGGGAUGAAAAUAAUCCCAUCGAUGACGAUGGGACCGAGAGUGCAGACACUUCUGGUUUGAAAAUGAAAUUUGCGACAGAUGCGAAUGAUGGGUUCCGGGAAAGCACUUUAUAUCAUGACAAACAAGUUAAUUGAUUAAGGUAAUCGAAAGUGGUUUAUUUAUGGGCGAGAGAUCUUUUGAAUUUGAAUCACUUUUUGCAUUCUAGCAGAAAAGUAAUCGGAUUUUUGAUAUUAUUAUUCAUCAUGUCCCUCCAUGAAGAAAUGAGAAAUGAGAGAACAAUGUUACCAUGAAAGACGAUAUGUAGAAGGACAAAAUCUAGAAAAAGCUUUGGAUA
This is a messenger RNA of Aedes aegypti (yellow fever mosquito), 1578 nucleotides long. RefSeq lists its product as uncharacterized. The transcript has 5 exons. The record is from RefSeq and is a predicted model, not a curated record. Bases 288 to 1136 code for a protein of 282 amino acids. NCBI's taxonomy places the organism in Eukaryota, Metazoa, Arthropoda, Insecta, Diptera, Culicidae.